CGGAAAUACUGUCUACCACAAGAUUAGACAGAAACAUGUACAGAGAUGAUGAGUGUCCUUGAGGCGACGGAUCAGCUGUGCCCAGACCAGUUACUUGCGCAGACAGCUGACGUAAUUACUGAAGGUGUCAUAAAGUAUCCAGCAUUGUACCAUCGUGUGGUGGAUGCUUUAUCUCUUCGACCGAAAUCUCACAAAGAGGCUGCACAGAUUAUCUACAUUCUCCGUAACUAUGGAUACAACAUUAACCACACCAAUGAGACUGGGACAACCCCUUUACUGCAGUAUAUACAGUCAUGUGACCUAGUUGAGGAUGAUGUGGUGGAAGCCAUGCUGAGAUGUAAUGCUGAGGUUUUCAUUAAAAAUGAGAACAAUACGUGUGCUUUUGACGAGGCCAGAAAGCCACAUGUAGCACGGUCAAUCAAAGCACUGUUUGCUAGAUAUAUGCCUGGGAUUUGGAGGGCAGUAGCAGUUGAUGAUGUUCAUCAAGUACGUUUCCUGGUCAACCAAUGGUGCCGUGUUGAUGUUGAACAGCAAAACAAGAGCUUGCUACACCUAACGUUGGAAGUGGGAACAGAAAACGUCAUUGGAAUUAUCAGUGGAAUCCAUACCUCUAUGGCCCUGGCACACGGAGUACUGGCUGGAGAUUUGAAGUAUGUGGAGAAUUUGGUGAGAGAAGAAAAGUCCAUUAAUGUAAACUUGAAAAAUCUGGGUGAUGGAGGGACAACCCCACUGUAUUAUGCUGCUCUUCAAAAUAACACAGAGAUCAUCAAACUAUUGUUAUCAAUGGGAGCUCGGGUACACUGUACUAUGACAACAAAGGACAAGACAGAUCUACCCCUAUUGUUUGCUUUGAUGUUGGAAUACCCACAAGUCCAUGCUUCCACACUCCAGCUACUGAUUCCACAGACCCCCGUCCACGUGGAGACGCUACACUACAAGGGUAAGAACAUUCUUUUCCACUGUGUUAACUGUGAUAUGGAUUCAUCUGUGGUGUCGGCCAUCUUGAAUGUGUCAUCUGCUGCCAUGGUUACAGCAAGAGAGGAGAGUGGGCUUACACCUAGAGAAUAUGCAGUAAAAGAAGGAUGUGAUGCAGUUGUAGAGAUCAUUGACGAGUUUGUGUAUAAAUGGUGGACAGACAAAGAAAGUGACAAAAAUAAAAAAAUGUUGGCCCUUCACAGUUACCAUCCUAUCCCAAUAAUGAAAAAGAUCCUAUCUCUGGAUGAUGGCGGUGGUUGUUAUGACAACCAGCCUUGUGAUGUUAGUCGGGAAUUGCUGUCUGCGUCACUCAAUCAGUAUCAGCAACACAUCUACAAAUUCCACCAAGCUCUGGAGAUGGAGGAUGAAGAGCAAGUACAGGCACACAUCACCUAUUUUGGUUGUGAUAGCUUCCAAGAGUUUAUGUCUGACAGUCGACUUCAGGGAGAAGGUCAACCAGCACUGCACAAGGUCAUUCUGAGAGGGAAUGUUCAGCUGACACAGUUACUUGCAGAAACUCUUGUUUACAAGCAGGGUUGUCGUCUGGACUCAAUCCGGGACCAGUUUUUCAGGACAGCUCUCCACUAUGCCUAUGCACUAGAAGACAGUAAAGCCAUUGUGAACAUCUUGAUGGACCAUGGAGCCUCUGAAUUCACUAUGGACAUGGAUGGUCGCUCCCCUUUAGCUUUCAAGGAUCGCCGUGAACUCUCGGAGAUGAAGGAGCUACUUCAUUAUCAAUUAAUCAAGGACUUCCAACAGCCUGAGCCUGACCCCUGGUCAGCACCCCUACCCAUCCCGAUUGUCGGAUACAUGAAGAACUGUCGUCACACCCACCAUGUGCCUAACAGCGCUGCCCACAUGCUAAACCAUUCACAUCACCUGCAUCAGAUUUCUACUGCCAUCCCAGAUAAAAUUGUGAGGCAAGACAGAAAUAUGUUUGCAAUUAAAGACAGAAGCCAAACAGAUCAUCCUCUUGUGUUCAGAUCAAAAUCUCCUACAAAGGCUCAAGCUACAAAAUUCACAGAUGUUUCUGCAGUUUCUAAAAAUAAGUUUGAUACAUCUGAAAAUUCACGUAUGAAUUUUUCUGACUUUGAGUCACAGUAUUUCAAUGAUAGUGACAAUAAUGUUGAACGUGACAGACUGGAGACUCGGUAUGAUAAAGUGGAGGCUAGAUAUGUGAUAGAUGAUUAUGACGAUGAACUUGAUGUGUCAUCAGAUGAUGAAUAUUUAGAUGAUGAAGAAGAGCUGGUCGAGGAGGAGUCCCGAAGACAAGGACAUACAUGCACAAUACUUUAGUGGAGAUUUAGCUGUUUAGGCUGUUCAACUGAGUUGAAUCCGUCCGUCAACUGCUCUGCCAAAUUGAUAUUUGAAGACUACCAAGUUUGAUGGAAAAAUUGAAUCAAAUGUGUAAGACCAUUAAACUACAGUAUAAUAAGUUGGAAACAUUUUUAAAGAUGAAGUGAUCAUAUGCUUUUAUGUGUAUGGACCCAGCAUAAUUUUGAUCAAGUCUGGACGCAGUGGCUGGAGAAUUGUCAACACGAGUCAGUCAAGCGGUCUUUGCAAUUAUACCAUAUAUAACAUUAUAUUUACAAUGUAUAUGUAUAUAUAACUGAUAACUGAAGCUGAAGUUGAGAGUACAGGUCGUCUACUUAGCCUCAGCUUGUGGGAAAUAUCCAUUUCAGUGAGCGAUACAGUGUCUGGCUGGACAUGGAAGGGUCACUACUUUGAACCCAAGAGGGUGUUGCAAAUUUGUUGCUGUUGACCACUCCAAUGGUAAAAGUUAGAGGAGACUGAGAUGCUUCCUGGGAGAAGUCAGACCUAGGUCUUUGUUUUCUUUGGGGUUGACGACUAAAGAGGGUGUGGUUUAGAAGUUGACAGUACAGGUCACCAUACUGGCCUCAGCUAGUGGGAAUUCCCCUUUUUACGAAUUGGUAGAUUGUCCAGUGAGAGACCAAUGGGUUGUUAGUUCAAACCUAACCAGGAGUAGGAUUUUUUUCAUUCUUUUCCCUACUAUACUAUAUUUACACAUUCACUGAAGCAAUCUAUAUGCAUUCUUAGUUAAACUGCAAAAUUUGUUGGUUGGUGUCUUGAAAUUGUUUUACACUGAUGAACAGAAAAUCUUUAUUUGCAAGCUAUAACAAACAUGUAUCUACUAGAUAUUGGAGAGAGGAACAGUAACAGAACAACAGAGAAGAAUUUUCUACAGGGCUAUAUUCUAUUUUUGUAUUUUUUCUUUGAUGAUGCUUUUUUAGUUAUCAUUUAAAUCAUUAAAAUGAAUGAGGUUGUCAUGUGGUUGAUAUAUUUCAAAAUCUUUAUGUUGUACUGAAGUAUCAGAUACAGGGUAACAAAUCAGUGGUACUGAAGGAUCAGAUACAGGGUAACAAAUCAGUAGUACUGAAGGAUCAGAUACAGGGUAACAAAUCAGUUGUACUGAAGGAUCAGAUACAGGGUAACAAAUCAGUUGUACUGAAGGAUCAGAUACAGGGUAACAAAUCAGUUGUACUGAAGUAUCAGAUACAGGGUAACAAAUCAGUUGUACUGAAGGAUCAGAUACAGGGUAACAAAUCAGUUGUACUGAAGGAUCAGAUACAGAGUAACAAAUCAGUUGUACUGAAGUAUCAGAUACAGGGUAACAAAUCAGUUGUACUGAAGGAUCAGAUACAGGGUAACAAAUCAGUUGUACUGAAGGAUCAGAUACAGGGUAACAAAUCAGUUGUACUGAAGUAUCAGAUACAGGGUAACAAAUCAGUUGUACUGAAGGAUCAGAUACAGGGUAACAAAUCAGUUGUACUGAAGGAUCAGAUACAGGGUAACAAAUCAGUUGUACUGAAGGAUCAGAUACAGGGUAACAAAUCAGUUGUACUGAAGUAUCAGAUACAGGGUAACAAAUCAGUUGUACUGAAGCAUCAGAUACAGGGUAACAAAUCAGUUGUACUGAAGCAUCAGAUACAGGGUAACAAAUCAGUUGUACUGAAGCAUCAGAUACAGGGUAACAAAUCAGUUGUACUGAAGCAUCAGAUACAGGGUAACAAAUCAGUUGUACUGAAGCAUCAGAUACAGGGUAACAAAUCAGUUGUACUGAAGCAUCAGAUACAGGGUAACAAAUCAGUUGUACUGAAGCAUCAGAUACAGGGUAACAAAUCAGUUGUACUGAAGCAUCAGAUACAGGGUAACAAAUCAGUUGUACUGAAGUAUCAGAUACAGGGUAACAAAUCAGUUGUACUGAAGUAUCAGAUACAGGGUAACAAAUCAGUUGUACUGAAGGAUCAGAUACAGGGUAACAAAUCAGUUGUACUGAAGCAUCAGAUACAGGGUAACAAAUCAGUUGUACUGAAGCAUCAGAUACAGGGUAACAAAUCAGUUGUACUGAAGGAUCAGAUACAGGGUAACAAAUCAGUUGUACUGAAGGAUCAGAUACAGGGUAACAAAUCAGUUGUACUGAAGUAUCAGAUACAGGGUAACAAAUCAGUUGUACUGAAGUAUCAGAUACAGGGUAAGAAAUCAGUAGUACUGUAGCAUUAGAUACUGGGUAACGAAUCAAUUUCAUUAAAUCCAGCUGUUUGUUCUCAGAAAUCUUGGUAUGUAGGUACUUAAAGUUCAGCUUGGAUGUUAAAAAGCAUGAUUAUUUAUAUCUUUACAGGUGUAUGAUUUCACCAGUGUGUUAUUUGAUAUACUUUGUUAUGCAAUGGAGUACGUGCAAUUUCUUGUUUGUAUUGAAAGUUUUGUUUCUUAACAUUAAAAAAGAUUGUUUUCCAA
Messenger RNA from Ylistrum balloti, 4731 nucleotides. RefSeq lists its product as uncharacterized. The coding region runs from base 46 to 2271 and encodes 741 amino acids. Lineage: Eukaryota; Metazoa; Mollusca; Bivalvia; Pectinida; Pectinidae. The record is from RefSeq and is a predicted model, not a curated record. Gene Ontology annotation, molecular function: protein binding. The transcript has 18 exons.